Glarea lozoyensis ATCC 20868 is the source of this 1038-nucleotide messenger RNA. RefSeq names its product POZ. Gene Ontology annotation, molecular function: protein binding. The transcript has 2 exons. The coding region runs from base 1 to 1038 and encodes 345 amino acids. NCBI's taxonomy places the organism in Eukaryota, Fungi, Ascomycota, Leotiomycetes, Helotiales, Helotiaceae. The record is from RefSeq and is a predicted model, not a curated record.
AUGAGUAGUGGUCAAGAUUGCGACUCGAAUAAAGAUUAUUUUGACUGCAAGCUAAAAAAUGUGAAAGAGGAGCUACGCCUUCGUCGAGAACAUGGACAAUAUGUCCACGCGCUCAUCUCCGCAUGCUCUGACAUAGCAACACUCUAUGUUGGAAAAGACAAAACACAAAUUCGAUGCCAUAAAAUACUACUAGGGUUUUUUUCUAGAUUCUUUGAAUCAGCCCUGUACAGCAACUUCGCUGAAGCUGCUAGUGGUGAAGUUCAUCUUCCAGAGGAUGAGGUUCAGCCGAUCCAAGACUUUGUAUCGUGGUUAUACAGUGGCCAAUCUCCACAGGAGCUGGAUGUUAACGAAGACGUGGAUGACGAAGACGAAUCUGAUGAAAACAUGUCUGACAAAGACGCAUCUGACGAAGAAUUAUCUGACGAAAACGCAUCUGACGAAGACGAAUCUGACGAAGACGAGUUUGACGAAAACCGACCUGACAAAGGCGAACAAGAUGUUAUAACUCCGCAAGCUGCAGACGCUUUGCCUAAUUACGAAGAUGUAAAAUUGGAUGACUGCAAGUUGGAGCUCGAAUUGGCAUCGCGGUGGCUUCUUGGCGACAAGCUCAUCUCUCCACGCUUCACUAACUAUCUGAUGAACUUACUGUUGAAUAAUUACGGUGACAACGGACGUUUAUAUUUUUCAUGGGAGGUAGAGUUUGCCUAUAAUAAUACAGUGGCUGGGUCGGAACUCAGACUACUCUUCAGAGAUUUGAUCGCAAUAGAUGGACCAUUGCGGUAUUCACGAUUUCGGUGGUCUGCAGCCGACUUUGGUGAGCGUGAUAGAUGGGUUUUAUUGUUAGCAAAAGGCGGAGACUUGAUAGAGGAUUGUGUCCUGGGCGGUUUUACUAAUUUGGAGGAAGAUAUCACACUGCUCCCUUGGGCAAGAAGAAAUCGCCAGAAGUAUAUGCAGAAGGUUGCUGAUAUUUCCGUGGAGGAGUGGAUCAGAAUAAGAUGUCCCACACAAGUCGCUACUGAAGCGUCUUCAUCUUCAUAA